Messenger RNA from Chaetomium strumarium, 1035 nucleotides. RefSeq lists its product as uncharacterized. The transcript has 2 exons. Lineage: Eukaryota; Fungi; Ascomycota; Sordariomycetes; Sordariales; Chaetomiaceae. The record is from RefSeq and is a predicted model, not a curated record. Bases 244 to 1035 code for a protein of 263 amino acids.
CCAAUCUCUCCUGAUCCCGGUUGCCUCGCACAGGUUGCACAACUUGCGGCGGCAGGUCUCAAGAGGUCGCCUCGGCUCAGCGAACGUUGUUGACGAGCGCGUUGCAACUUGCAAGUCACUCAGCUUAGCCCGUGCUUGAUUCACAGGGUUCUCGAUAAGAUAAGCACCGAGCGCUAAGCUCACUCGACCUCGACGAACCGCAUCAAUUAUCGGAGCAAGUCCCUACAACCAAAUCAACGAGCAAUGGACGGAUCCGGCCCAUGGGUACCAGAUUUCGAUGAUAACUCCCCAUGGCGCUGGCCCUGGUGGAAGUUUGAUAUGAAACCCGAAGACUUAUUCACGACGCUGACCGAUCGAUACAACACGGUGCCGUACAAGACCCAGAAUUACGAAGCAUUUCACCAGGACGUCAACGAAAUCGCGGCUAAAGCCGAGGACGUGCUCGAUUUCCAUCAACGGCGUGCGCUCCGGCGAGAGCAGCGAAUCCAGGAGAUGCGACGAGCUUGGGACAAUAUAGGCGUCAACGUCCUCUGCAACUCUUCGGUCUUUGAUGACAACGCCGCUCGCUUGAAGGCCUUCCUGUACUUUACUUCGAAUCUUUCCCUGGAUGCUCUCAUACUCUUCGUGGAUUCGCUUCAUCCGCGGCCGCUGCGGGCUCGCAGGGCAAUAUGGCUGGGAGCAUCGACAUGGACGCUAGCGCACCCGAUCGAGGUCAUGAGAAACAACGAAGACGCGGUGGACUCGAGAAAAGGUAAUAGCUCGAACCGGCGAGGCAAUGGAAGGAUAUCGCGACCGUCGCCGAGAGCGACACCAUCAUCGCCGCCAGUCCUGACAAGGCAUGCUGGCGUCAGCAGGAAAACGACACAGCGCGGCGGCACGGCUAGGCUAGGGACGAGUAAAGCUGGGCAGCCGGACAGCGAUCCCCGAACGUCACCCGACCUUCGGCUGCAGAGAAAGCGGCAUCAGCAACGUCCGGCAAAGAGGCGUACAAGUCGCAGGUUGGCUGGUCGGCCACCUGAGUUUAGCGAGGCCUAG